AUGAUUUUGCUACUUACACAACUCAACAUCAACAGCUACUGGUCCUUUGUCCUCUUACGAUUCACCGAGAUGAUGAUGGUUCUUUUGCUUCUUUUCGCUCAUGUUUUUCCACUCCGCCGAUAUCCGAUUGAAAAACGCGUCGUUCCAGUGUUCCCAAACCUGGCUCAAAUUUUGAAUGGUGAAGAUCUUGAUGAGCUUCAGCUUCAAUUUGCUGAUCUUUAG
Molecule: messenger RNA, 222 nt
Organism: Oikopleura dioica
Lineage: Eukaryota; Metazoa; Chordata; Appendicularia; Copelata; Oikopleuridae
Source: the annotation of a GenBank genome assembly